Zalophus californianus (California sea lion) is the source of this 4167-nucleotide messenger RNA. RefSeq names its product tripartite motif containing 16 (gene TRIM16). Bases 380 to 2056 code for a protein of 558 amino acids. Gene Ontology annotation, molecular function: zinc ion binding; protein binding. The transcript has 6 exons. The record is from RefSeq and is a predicted model, not a curated record. NCBI's taxonomy places the organism in Eukaryota, Metazoa, Chordata, Mammalia, Carnivora, Otariidae.
UUUUACGGCCGACCUCGGGAGUCUCGAAUUCUUUCCAGAGCAGCCACGGAACCACGUGCUCUUCGGCUGAGCCUAUGGGGUGCGAAUGAUUUCAUGCAGGAAUAGAAGUGUCAGGGCUGGACCCGAGCAGGGGCCUGAGCCCCUGGGGAGACGUUGUGAGCGGCGGUCCUCAGCCCGAGGAACCUAGCUGCCGGCGAGCCGUCCAAGCCCGGAGUGGAGUAAUGAUUAACUGAGCUUCCUCCGGGAGGGAGGGCGGAAACAGUUAAACUCCCGUGACAGCUGCAAUCAUUUAGGCGUGGUUUUCUAGUCUGGCUCAGGCUGCACAAGAUCCUGGGCCAAGGGGCAGAGGAAGGACGGCUCCGGCGCCAGAGUCUUCCAGAUGGCUGAGUUGGAUCUGAUGGCUCCAGGGCCACUGCCCGGGAUCGCCACUCACGCUCUGGCCACUGUCAGCCCAGACUCGGGGUCGGGUAGCCCCGCCGAAGAAGAGGACACGGGCUCCCCGGGGAGCUCUCAGGGGGAGACGGAGGGACAGGGCAGCGGCUCUGCAGGGCAGGGGGGUCCUGACGGCGAGGGGGAGGCGGAGAUCCUGUGUGAUUUCUGCCUCGGGACCGGCAGGGUGAAGGCGGUGAAGUCCUGCCUGACCUGCAUGGUGAAUUACUGCGAGGAGCACCUGCGGCCUCACCAGGAAAACAGCAAACUGCACAGCCACCAGCUGACCGAGCCUGUGAAGGACCGGGACCUGCGCACCUGCCCUGCCCACCGCAGCCCCCUGGUCGCCUUCUGCCGCCCCGACGGGCAGUGCAUCUGCCAGGAGUGUGGCCAGGACGAGCACAAGGGCCACGCCUCGGUCUCCUUGGAUGACGCCCGCAGGGACAAGGAGGCUGAGCUUCGGGACACCCGGUUAGAGCUGGAGCGGAAACUCAGGUUGAACGAAAACGCCAUCGCCAGGCUCCAAGCCAAUCACAAAUCCGUUUUGCUGUCGGUGUCAGAGGUGAAGGUGGUGGCUGAGGAGCAGUUUGGGGAGCUGCUUGCUGCCAUGAGGAAGGCCCAGGCCGAUGUGAUGCUCUUCCUGGAGGAGAAGGAGCAAGCUGCUCUGAGCCAGGCCAACGGCAUCAAGACGCACCUGGAGCAUAGGAGCGCACAGAUGGAGAAGAGCAGGCAGGAGCUGGAGAGGAUUGCUGCCAUCAGCAACACCGUCCUGUUCCUGGAGGAGUACUGCAAGUUUAAGAACACUGAGGACAGUGCCUUCCCUAGUGUUUACAUCGGACUCAAGGACAAGCUCUCGGGCAUCCGCAGGGUCAUCACAGACUCCACGGUGCACUUAAUCCAGUUGCUGCAGAACUACAAGGAGAAGCUCCAGGAUUUCUCCAAGGAAGAGGAGUAUGAUAUCAGCACUCAAGUGUCUACUGUUGUCGAGCGCAAGUAUUGGACCUCAAAACCCGCGCCCAGCACCAGGCAACAGUUCCUCCAGUAUGCGUGUGACAUCUCCUUUGACCCGGACACGGCUCACAGGUAUCUCCGGCUGCAGGAGGACAAUCGCAAGGUCACCAACACCACGCCCUGGGAGCAUCCCUACCCGGACCUCCCCAGCAGGUUUGUGCACUGGCGGCAGGUGCUGUCCGCACAGAGCCUAUACCUGCACAGGUACUACUUCGAAGUAGAGAUCUCCGGGGCAGGCACCUAUGUUGGCCUGACCUGCAAAGGCAUCGACCGGAAAGGGGAGGAGCGCAAUGGUUGCAUUUCUGGAAACAACUUCUCCUGGAGCCUCCACUGGAAUGGGAAGGAGUUCACAGCCUGGCACAGUGACACGGAAACCCUGCUCAAAGCCAGCCCUUUCCGGAGGCUGGGGAUCUACGUGGACUUUCUGGGGGGGAUCCUCUCCUUCUUUGGGGUAGAGCCCGAUGCCAUGGCUCUGAUUCACAAGUUUGAGUGCAAGUUUUCAGAGCCCGUCUACCCUGCCUUCUGGCUUUCCAAGAAGGAAAAUGCCAUCCGGAUCAUGGAUCUGGGAGAGGAGCCUGAGAAGUCAAUGGCAACUUCUGCUGAGGCUGCUCCCUAGACCCCAGACUCUUGCUGACCACAGAGACAGGGCAGAAGCCUGCAUCUUAAGGGGGACCUGGGGAUGGAAAUGUCUGCCACUGGUAGCUGGCUUUAGGAGUCACGUGGGUCCCUGCACAUGGAGAGAGGUCUCUGGCUUUUUCCUUUUGCUCCCUGCUGUGCUGUUCUCUGUUAGAGCGUGCCCUAGGCACCUACACCCCGUUUCUCAUCUUCUAGUGAUAUUCUCCUGUCUGCUCAGGUGAAUGUCGGAGCAAUCAAAAAGAUGGCAGAGUAAUCAGAAUCAAUGGCAAGCUCUAUUUUACAUUGCCUACCCCCAGACACUGUUCUGGAUGCUGUGUGGCCGUUGACUCCACCUUCACAGCAGCCCCCUGUGGGUAGAGGCUCCUAUCAUCCUCAUUUUGCAGAUGGGGAACCUCUGUUCCCGGGUGUGUGUGUGUGUGUGUGUGUGUGUGUGUGUGUGUGUGUGUGUAUGUGUAUGUGUAUGUCAGUGAACUUGCUCAAAGUCAUUGCGCUCACACGGCGAGCAAGUAGCAGAGCUGGGAUUGGAACCUGGGCAGGCCAAUGCGGAGAUUGUAACCACCACACCAUGCUGCCCUCCUCAUUCCAUCAUGGGUACUGUGGGUAAGGGAAUAAGCUACAUGAUGAACUCCUCAGCAUGGACAUCCAAUGUCUUAAACCCUCAGUGUCUUUGCACCCACUCCGUCUGGCUGGGUCAUGCAGCUGAGACCUCCCUACCUCAACAGCAGCUCAUCUGCUUUUUGGAUAGUAAAAAUGAUAAGAAAUGUCUUUCCAGAGUCCGAGUCUUAGUCCUCAUGACCUCUGAGGGGGUGUCUCAGCUCGAGAUGUGGACUUGUCUGAUUUCUCAUUCAGAGGACAGUCCUUCAAAUAUUUGGAGGCAGUUCUCAUACACAUCCCCCAGGGAAGUAGUCUGGUUUUCAUGCUCCAUUUCCCACUUUUCUUCAUCACUGCUGGGUCUUUUCCUAUGAACUGUGUCAGGCAAGUCUCUCUUCCUCUUUAAUAGCUGUUGGUCCUUUCUCAAGAGUCCAUUUCUUUACGUCGCUUGUCUUGUUUCCAGAGACCCUGUCCUCUAUUUGUAUCCAAGGAUUUAUACAGUGUAGGAUUUGAAUUUUUUAUCAGAUUUUUUUAAAUUUGAAUUUUGUUAAGUUUUUUUUUACUUGAAUUUAAAAUUUCAUUGCAUCAUUGCUGCCCGCUAAGAUACUUUUGAUUCAUGAUUCUGCAUCCAACAGAUGAGCACUCCUUCCUAGCCUGGUGUCACCUACAGAGUUGGUAAACUUUUCUUCUGAAGUGUUAAUCUUGUUGAUACAUAUUGAUUAGGGGAGGGCCAAGUAUGGACUCUGGCAGCCCCCAGUCGAUACCUUUUGGGUUUAGUUAUGUAAUAAGUUACAUAUUAUAAGUUGGUAAACCUGUACAUUAAUAUAGCCCACUUUUAACCCUUUAUUCACCAGACACCAGGAAGAACUUUUCCAAAGGCAGAAAUCAAGACAUGUCUGCCUUUCCUUGCUCUGCCUGUCUCACAAUGCUCUCAAAAGAGAAAAUGAGAUCAGCUUGGCCUGCCUUGUUUUUACUGAACCGCUAUGGGUUAAUUGGUGCUGGCUGCUUUAUUUUCUAAAUGCUCACCAAUUGCUCCAUUAAGCUAUUUUAGGAUUCCUUUGCCGUGAGUUAACAUCAAGGUGAUGAGUGUGCUGUUUCCAGAACCUACCUUAUUUUUCUUUUUAAAAAUUAAGACAGUUUCAUGUGUCCCCAUCCUCUACCACUUUUCCUAAUUUCUUGAAGAUUACUGCCUGGCUUUUGGUCACAUUGGUCAACAGUGUCAGUGUCGUGAGAUGUAAUUCGUUUAGGUCAGAAUGCCUGAGCCCUUGGGAGUCUCCUUAGCUGACUUGAACUUCAUUUCCCUGCUAGCUCCUUUUGUUUAUUCAGUUUCAGUGUCAACACUUCCUUUCUUGAUAGAAAAGAUCAAAGCAAAAUUGAGAGUUAGAAACAUCUACUUUCUGCCCGUCAUUACUUCCAUUGAUGGGCAUAUCUUUUUUCUUAUUCUUGGUCCUCAAACUGGAAUUGCCUAAAAUGAACAAAUUAAAAAAAAAUAAAACAAGA